This is a messenger RNA of Drosophila subpulchrella, 2510 nucleotides long. Its product is annotated as 1-phosphatidylinositol 3-phosphate 5-kinase. NCBI's taxonomy places the organism in Eukaryota, Metazoa, Arthropoda, Insecta, Diptera, Drosophilidae. The transcript is spliced from 5 exons. Bases 173 to 1495 code for a protein of 440 amino acids. The record is from RefSeq and is a predicted model, not a curated record.
CGUCAGUUCAUUCAGAACAGUCAAAGUGCGCAGACCACUGGAAGAGCAGAAAGGACAUUCCGACCAGGAGUCGAAGUCGACCUCCCACCUACGGCCAGAUCCGCAUCCAUAUCCUAUUUGAAUCCCAGUUUUAGUAGUGAAAAGACCCCUUAAAGUAAAAAGAUCCGUAAAUAUGAAAAACAAUUCGAUGCCCAGGAGCAGUUUGCUGGUAAUCCCGGCACUGAUCCUGUGCCUCAGCCCGCUGAUCUGGGCGGUGCCCGCCUCCGUUCUGGCCCAGGACACGGAGCUCUCCACCAGCGCCAGUCAAAAGUUCCAUCAGCAGCAGCAACAGCAGCAGCUGGAACAGCAGCAACAGCCGGCAGCAGCGAAACGCUCCGAGGAGGCGACCGCAAAUGCCGUGCCCUCGGCGGACAAGAAGUCGAGUCCGGAAAUUGUGCCCGCUUCCUUUAGCAAUGCUCCCUCGGCCCGGAACAAUCCCAUUCCGAUCUCCUCCAGCCAGGCGCAACAGGUGCCAUCCGGCAUCUAUGCCCUGCCCUCCAACGAUGAGAUCCUGGCCGCCGUGGCCGCUGCCGCCCAGAAUAGCCAACAGCAGCUGCAGGAGGAGCCAACUGCCUUGGAGGAGGCGGUGGCCAGCUCCACGAUGCGCAAGCGGGGCAUCAACUACGAGUACAACCCGUACUCGCCGCUGGCCUCCAGCGACUACAACAGCGAUGUUCCCAGUGGCGUCUGGUCGGAUGACUACGAGGCCGCCGUUCCGGUCAGCUAUGGCGAACGGGACCUCCAGGAAAUCGAUGACUACGUGCCGGAGCGAAGAGUGAGUGGAUCGAGUGCCCGAAACAAGGCCUACGAUAAUCUGCAGAAUCUCCUCAAUGCCGAGGCCUAUCUGGAGAGCAUUCCCCUCUCGGUUCCGCUGACCUAUGCCAACCGGAACUACAACUUGGAUGACCGGAACAAGCGCGGCAUCUACUACAACUUGGGCAGCACUGGUGGAAAUGGUGCGAGUGGCCUUUCAAGUGGAAGUGGCUAUAAUAGCGAAAAUAUCAACCUCAACAAAUACCGACGCUUCAAUGAUAUGCGACUGAAGCGCGACACCCAGUUGAAUCCCGCUGAUAUGUUGGCUCUUGUCGCUCUGGUGGAGGCCGGAGAACGGGCGCGCAAGGAGACCGAUGUGGAGAACUCCCAAGCGGUGCCCAUGAUCGCCUCCGAUGCCGAUCUGGACUAUGUGCCGGCGGGCAGUUGGAUGGAUGUGCCCGUACAGGCGCAACCCCCUCUGGUGGACUACUACGGAUUGGACAACCAAAAUCAGAACCAGGUGAUGCCCAAGUACGAGUACCUGCCGCGCCAGCACAAGUACAGUGGAGUCAAUAGCCGUUUUGGUUCCUCAAAACAGCGUUACAUGGUGGCCAAGAAGAAGCGUUCGGUUAGCCAAAGUCAGUUCAUGAACGAACCCGUGGCCGAACGUGGAUCCAGCUAUAAUGGCGAGAAGUACUUCUAAAGAUCCCAAACGCAUCGAUAGUCUACAUAUAUAGUAUUUAAUGAUAGCCACAGGCCCCACGAAGAGUAUUUCUCGUUUUUUUGAACAUUGAACAUGACAUAAUCCAAAAAAAAACACAAUGAAACCCAAAAAAAAUACCAACUUUCCAAUUCAAUUAUCGUAAUGAGAUAGUGUCAAGGUCAACUCGUGUGCAAUUUUUGUGUAGAAUUUCAAUUUUAAACCAACUAACAAGAAUUAAAUUAUUGUUAUAUGCAUAUGAACAUUAAUAUAUAUUGUAUGUCAAGAACAUAAUCAAAUCAAUGUUUUUAGGAGGCCGAAAAGGGUUCGGCGAUUUUGCCCACGAAAUCUAACUUUAGCCUAACCGAAAUGGAACUAAACCGAAUCUAUGCCACUUAAUCCCUGUAAGAAAUCGAUGUCUAUGGCAACUAAAUGUACAAUUACUGAAAUUCAGAGAAACCGCAACUAUCUGUAUCUACUUGUGUAAUACUUAUCGAACUAGAGGCUUCCCGACUAGUACAAAAAAAUGAGUGGAAAACGUUCAAAUAUAUAAACAUAUACAAAUAUAUCGAUGGCAACAAUCGCCAAAAUCGGCUAGUUUUCAACCUUAAUCGAGCUCAGAAGCGACAAUGGUCCUCUUAACCGCUUUAAUUUAAAACUGAAAAAUUUAUAAAGCCACCUCAUUGGGAACUACACUUUUAUAUAGACACGCGCCGACUUGGGGACAAAACGAUCUGACAACGGAUGAGAAUUUUAAUCGUAUAUACCUAAUGAAUAUCCGCAGCUAAAUAUAUGGUAAAAUAUAUAUAACUAUAUGUAUACAAUAUGCAAACUAUUUGUCGAAAUUAAGAAGUGGCUCAGGAGCAUAAAUAUUUUAAAUAUUCUAUGCCGUCGACGGAGAGGCGUAUCUUUAAUUUGAAUGAAAUUGUCUGACUGUUUUUGGUAAUAAUCAAAUAUACAUACAUAUUGUACUAUGGAAUAUGAUACAAAAAUAAAUUAUAUUACUUAUACAAAGAUA